CAAUCGCGCAAUGUGGCUCAGCAGGUGUUUGGCUCAUCAUCUAAUCGCCACGCCACAAUGACGCACACUGUAUUGAAAGUCGCACUCACACGGAGCGCCGCGGGCCAUCAGCCCAUCAUUGCGGGAUCACAGCUUACUCUGCCACAAUCUCUGGAUAUCCCAGCCCACCGUUUCUUCUGCACACUAGGUCGAAAUACCAUCCUAGUAUUAGCACUACCAUCCACGUAACAUGGCAGAAUUCGCACCUCCGCCGGGCCCUCCCCCGCCACAUGUGCCUGAAGGCUGGAAGGCCGUCUGGAACGCACAGUACAACGAGUGGUUCUACGUAAACACUUAUACGAAGCAGUCGCAAUGGGAGAAGCCAACGCAGCCCGUCUACCCUCCUGGUGAAGCGCCAUCUCCAGGCGCACCUCCCAACUAUGUCUCACCUUCAGCUGGUGGGGCAGUAGGCGGCUUCCCGACUGGCGGGAGCGAGAAGGGAAGCUUGGGUAGUAACAACCCGUAUGCCAACAUCAGUGAAGAUGAGAAACUCGCAAGAAAACUUCAACAAGAGGAAGAAGCGCGCGCACGAGGUGCCUCGAAUGACUACUACAACCAAUCCAACCAGUCGCAUCCACAACAAUACGGCGGCUAUGGCCAGCCAAGUCCAAAUCCGUACCAACAAGGGCAAUACCAAGAUGCAGCCGUACAGGACAAGGGCGGUAAGAGCAAAGGCUUCCUAGGCAAGAUCCUUGGGAAGGCUUCUGGCUCGUCACACUCACCGUCGCCUGGUUACUCACAGCAACACCAUGGAUAUGGCCAGCCAAGCUACGGCCAGCCUGUUGGAGGAGGUUACUAUGGUGGAGGAGGCUACGGACGGCCGAUGGGUGGUGGAAUGAUGCCUAUGGGCGGUGGCGGCAGGCGCCCUGGAGGAGGGCCGGGUAUGGGGGCCAUGGCUCUUGGAGCGGGAGGUGGUCUGCUCGCUGGUGGUCUCAUAGGCUCAGCAAUGGCGGGAGACGAUGGCGAUACGUAUGUUCAGAACAACUACGGCGAUGAUAUGGGCGGAGACGAUGGGGGAGAUAUGGGCGAUAUGGGCGACAUGGGUGGGGAUUUUUAAACCCCGUUGCAAGAAGUCUACCUUCUCAUUCCCUUGUGCGUCUCUUAGAUACUCCAACUAGUUAAUCUUAUUAGUAUAAUUCUUUCGUAAUCGAAUUUGAACCUAACUAAUAGGGCACUUUGCAGCCUAUUGCGAGAGGAA
Messenger RNA from Bipolaris sorokiniana ND90Pr, 1237 nucleotides. RefSeq lists its product as uncharacterized. The record is from RefSeq and is a predicted model, not a curated record. NCBI's taxonomy places the organism in Eukaryota, Fungi, Ascomycota, Dothideomycetes, Pleosporales, Pleosporaceae. Gene Ontology annotation, molecular function: protein binding. The transcript has 2 exons. Bases 230 to 1096 code for a protein of 288 amino acids.